AUGAAAGUUCGUCUUCCCAUACGCGCUCAACUCUUCCUUGCUAGAGUUACCGUUUUUUUCCUCACGUCUCGAAAGCAUGGUGUCGCAACAGUUUGGCUCGUUGCGACCCUUGGAAGUAAAUCAUCUACCAAAAAAAUCACCCGGAAAGCGAUCCUCGAUGUCGAUGUCAAGAAAGCCUGUAAUACAAUCCUAGAACCUGAUGCCCCUAUGGCACUACGACUGCAAAGCAAUCUAUUGUAUGGUGUUAGUAGGGUCUAUGGUCAACAGGUUGGAUAUGUUCUGAGUGAUACUAUUCAUGUUGAGCAGGGUUUGAGGGGAUUAGGAAAGAAAAUGGUGGGGAGCUUGGAUUUAGAGGGCGUGAAGGUCAAACCAGCUCAAUUGAUGCUAAUGGAUGAUCCUGCAUUCGAUCCAGAUGUGCCACUUCCAGGUCUAAUCCCAGAUUACGAUUUAAAUAUCGAUGCCUAUCAAUCACAAAACCGAGAUUCACAGAUUUCGCUAUCGAUUCACUCACGAGAACGAGGUAGCUCCAUUUCCUCUUCCCAAGGAGCUUCGAUAAUGGGUCUAAAUUUCUCUUCGAGUCUCAAUGGAGGCGGCUACCAGCUUCCUCUCAAUGAUCCAUUCGCCAAGUCUUCCGCGCAGAAGUCUGCCGCCCAUGGAGAUGUAUUCCAUGACGAAGCUAUCCUGUUCGAAGAUGAUAAUAUUUUUGAAUUUGACCAGGAUGGAAAUUUUAGGGAUUUGACGGCUCAAGAGAUCGCAUCUCGAAGAGCAGCAAGUACAAUUAUAGUUCCAAGAUUUGGUAGUGAUUCGGCUGCCAGUGCGAGAGUUCGCAAGGAACAUGACGAUGCUAGAGCCCAAGCUGGAGGUUACGGUCGUACAUACGAGGGAGAUGGUGAUUUGAAUAUGAUGUUUGGAGAUGACGAUGAGGCUAUGAUGCUACCUGAUGCGGAACCUUUCAACAUACCUGCCUUUAUGAGUGGUGCUUUACCUGCUCCUGUUCCAGGCCGCGAGCAAUCACUUUCACAGCCUGAAGAGUCGUCCUCUGAAAGCGCAGCCGCACCUUCGCACCCUCGAAAACCUAAAGUCAAAAAACAACUUCCUAUCGAUGAAACUCAAGAACUCAAGAAUUCGGAUCUCUCAAAAUGGCAAAGAGAGUAUGUUAGUAGCCAAAAUGCUCUCAGUGCAGCAAAGUCAACGACCAAGGGAAAUACAUUGGCCAAGAGAAAUGCUCUUAUGUUCGUCAUUGGAACCGGCCUCAAUGGUGCCGGUAUUGGUAUUGGCUCAACAAAGCUUCCAGGCCCCCUGAGUAUGUUUUCUGGCGAUGCACUUCUUGCGAAGAUUACCGGACGAGUAUUGCAUUCUGCUAAACGUCCGGCAGAAUCCGAAGGAGACAAGAGUGUUCCUAAUAAACGACUUCGCCAUCGUUUCGAUGAAGAAGUUCUUCGUGAUUUCAAGGGCAGUGACGAUUUUGCGAUUCAAAUCGGCGAAGAACCAUUCGGUACUCCGGUUGAGGUGGAAAUGGGAAGAGAUGCGGCGGACGGAUUGCCCGACUAUCCAAGCAGUGCAAUGAUGCCUUGGAACCUAUCUGCUAGCCAGAGAGGUCGCUCAUCAAGUUUACGUCCCGCUGCUUCGCUUAGACUCGGUAGUAAAGGGGUUGCUGCCAGUCCCUUGGUGGGAAGAGGCAGUGUUUUACCUAGCGGAGGCGAUCUCGAAAAAUUCUCUUCGCAGCAAGAUUUGAUUAUGUAUGGAAGAAGUGAUGAUAUCAGUACUAAUUUAGACAGGGGGAGUAGUGGUGGUGCGGAUAUGGGAGGUGACGACCAAAUGAAUAUGGAGUUCGAGAUGUUCGGACCAGCUGCAAAUGUGGAUACACAGACAGCGGGACAGAGCCAAUGGGUUAGAGAUGUCAUGGACACCGAGAGCGAAAAUUUCCUCGAUUUUGUCAGAAUAUCGAUUGAAGAAAGGUAUGCCGAGGAAGAUAUCUUUCGUGAGGAUAGACAGUUGAAGGAUAAGAAGGUGGGAUUUGUGGAAUUAUUCAAUCCGGGAACGAACAGCGAGGUUGUGGCAGCUCAGGCAUUCUUACACGUACUGGCUUUGGCCACAAAGGGGAAAAUUUGGGUUGAUCAGGAUGAGGGUGAGAGCUUGGAGGCAGGUGGAAAUGGGCUAGGUGGGAAUAUUUGGUUGGGAUGUCUGUAG
Sclerotinia borealis F-4128 is the source of this 2190-nucleotide messenger RNA. The record is from the annotation of a GenBank genome assembly. NCBI's taxonomy places the organism in Eukaryota, Fungi, Ascomycota, Leotiomycetes, Helotiales, Sclerotiniaceae.